Sphenostylis stenocarpa is the source of this 357-nucleotide messenger RNA. The record is from the annotation of a GenBank genome assembly. NCBI's taxonomy places the organism in Eukaryota, Viridiplantae, Streptophyta, Magnoliopsida, Fabales, Fabaceae.
AUGGGGAAUCCAGUGACACCGAGCAAUGAUGCUCAAAUCGCUCCGCUGCAUCGACUCUCAUUUCGGAUGAGCAUUCUUCUCAAGUUGGCGCAGGUGUCCGAUGUACUAGCUCUACUCCAACCAAUCCGGAGACUACAAGACCUUCACCUCAAUCUCCACCGGUUCCCACUGAAAACAAAGCAUUACCUAAGACUAUUGGAAUUGGAGCAAGAGUGGAAUGGAAGAAAGCUGUCCUUAUCUUCUCCUCCAACCGUCCUAUGUCUUGGGGAGCUCUACGAGCAUCUUGAUGACAAGAUGGAGGACCUGCAUCUAGGUGAGGAUGGUGGUUUCGUUGUUAGUGAUGAUGACAUCAUCUGA